Molecule: messenger RNA, 1031 nt
Organism: Loxodonta africana (African savanna elephant)
Lineage: Eukaryota; Metazoa; Chordata; Mammalia; Proboscidea; Elephantidae
Gene: KLK10
Product: kallikrein related peptidase 10
Exons: 5
Coding region: 1-837 (278 amino acids)
Biological process (GO): proteolysis
Cellular component (GO): secretory granule
Molecular function (GO): serine-type endopeptidase activity
Source: RefSeq, a predicted model, not a curated record
AUGAGACCCUCGCACCUCCGCCUCUCCGCGGCCUCCGGCGCCCGGGCCCUGAAGAAGUUCCUGCUGCCCCUCCUGAUGGCGCAGCUCUGUGCUGCAGAGGUGGCUCUGCUCCCCAGAAACCACACCGGCACGGACCCAGCCACUUUCAGCGCCCCGUGCGCUCAUGGCUCGCAGGCCUGGCAGGUCUCUCUCUUCAACGGCCUCUCGUUCCACUGCGCAGGCGUCCUGGUGGACAAGAGCUGGGUGCUCACGGCUGCACACUGCCAGAACAGCGGGCCACUGUGGGCUCGGAUCGGGGAUGACCACCUGCUGCUUCUCCAGGGUGAGCAGCUCCGCCGGACUACUCGCUCCGUCAUCCACCCCAAGUACCAGCUGGGCUCAGGCCCCAUCCUUCCCAGGCGCACAGAUGAACAUGACCUCAUGAUGCUGAAGCUGGCCAGGCCCGCUGUGCUGGGGCCCCGAAUUCAGACCCUGCGCCUGCCCUACCAUUGUGCCCAGCCCGGAGACCAGUGUCAGGCUGCUGGCUGGGGAACCUCAACCGCCCGAAGAGUGAAGUACAACAAGGGCCUGAGCUGCUCCAGGGUCAGUGUUCUGAGCCCUAAGGAGUGUGAGGUCUUCUACCCUGGUGUGAUCACCAACAACAUGAUGUGUGCUGGACUGGAUAAUGGGCAAGACCCUUGCCAGAGCGACUCAGGUGGCCCUCUGGUUUGUGAUGAAACUCUGCAGGGCAUCCUUUCAUGGGGUGUUUACCCCUGUGGCUCUGCCCCGCAUCCAGCCAUCUACACCCAGAUCUGCAAAUAUGUCCCCUGGAUACAGAAAACCAUGAGUUCCAAAUGACCCAGAUGCCUAGUGCUUUCUUUACCACCUAUCCUGUUCCUCUGACUCCUGCCCUUCCUCACCUGUUAACAUCUCUCUUGUCCACUCAUUUCCUUUCCCCCUCCCGAUUCUCUGUCUACACUGUGCAGAAAAGUGGUGGUAAAAUUUUGUUCCAGAGAAGAAAGAAAGCUCAUCACCCAGUCUCCAAGAAAACU